Molecule: messenger RNA, 1186 nt
Organism: Procambarus clarkii (red swamp crayfish)
Lineage: Eukaryota; Metazoa; Arthropoda; Malacostraca; Decapoda; Cambaridae
Source: RefSeq, a predicted model, not a curated record
GUGAUUACAAUGACCAGUGCUGUCAGCAACACCCUGGUGCCCGGCAUCCCAGACUCUGUCAGCUUCAAGAGUCCCCUCAGCGGCCUCUGGAAUCACGCCCUCAGGAACCAGAAGGACGACAAGGGCCAGCCGCUAUUGAGUGAUGAACCUGGUCCCAAAACAGUCUUGUCUCCCGGUUCUCUGACGCUAAUGAACCUUGUACCAAUGGACGGCCCACACCCCCUGUACAGUAACGAGCACGUGGACCUGCGCACAGAGUUCCUUCUGGACUACAUGGUGUCAGAGGCUGUCAGUCCGGAUAACGCAGAAAUGCUGCAGCCCAAAGGUCUGUCUGUGAGCAACCUCAAUGGCAACCAGCUCACAUUUAAGAAGGAUGGCGAAGAUCAGAUCACUGUAAAUGGCGUGAAUGUGGACGAUGUCGAGACGUUAUCUGACGGGAUCGUCGCAUACACAUUGGAUGGCUUCUUGUUCGACCAUCAGAGUCGGGUGGACAAGGCUUUCCAUAAGCUCCAGAAGACUCGGCCGAGGAUAAUCCAUUUGGUAGACUUCUAGCUUCACCCCCACCACCAUCCUCAGAUCCUGAACAUCGAGGAGGAAUUGCAGAGUUAAUUUCAUGAUUUAAAAGAAAAGGAGAGACAAAGUAUAUUUUACAAUACAAUACUUGUGACCUUUUAAUGGUAAUAUUAGUUUGUGGGUUUAUUAUUGUGUUUGGCAUUUACAUUACUUUUGAACAAUCUUUUAGUGUGAUCAGCAUUAUGCCACUACAUGUAUUCUGCUUAUAAUUGUUGUUUAUAUAAUUCUGGUAUACUUAAAGCAAAGUUGUUUGUGGGUAAUUCUUUCCAUAAUGGUGUUGAAUUUCUUAAAGCUAAGAAAUUAAUUGGAUAAUCUUCAGUCCAUAAUAGGAACUUUUGCUACUAAUAUACAUGUGUAAUAUAUUUAGAUAUUUUACUUAGAAUUUCUUUGAGAUGAGAUUAAUAUCGAAUUCUAGAGACUAGUUAUUCAGGUUAGGUCAACAAUGUUUUGAUGUUUGCUCAGAGUGUAAUUGAAGAGCAUAAAUUAGUGCAAACUGUUGCCAUGGAACUAUACUGGCACAAUCUCGAUCUGUGAAGUGUUUAGUAUUACUCUGAUUGUAAAAAAAAUUAAAUAACCCCCAUUCUUUGUAUGAUAAUAAAGCUGGUGCCUCAGA